UCACCGAUGCUGGAUUUGUUAAUGAAACUUCAGUGGUAUGGGAAUCACUCAUUGAUGUAGAUCAAAGUGCUUCUGAAUUCGUUAAUGCUCAAUUUCGCAAAGGUGAAAUUACUGGUGGCGAUUAUGUUGGAGUGACGGAUGACCAUGAAAUACAUGGAGGUGGAGAUCAAGACUAUGCACUUGCUUUAAGUUUACAACAGCAGGAGGAAGAACGUGAAGCUGAAUUACGCCGCAAACAACAACAGCGGCAACAAGAAGAUCUGCAACGACAGCAAAAGCGGCAAAAUCGCCAGUAUGAUGCUACAUCUCAAGCAUCUACUGUUGUCUUAUUUCAUGAAUUAGAAA
This is a messenger RNA of Scutellospora calospora, 345 nucleotides long. The record is from the annotation of a GenBank genome assembly. NCBI's taxonomy places the organism in Eukaryota, Fungi, Glomeromycota, Glomeromycetes, Diversisporales, Gigasporaceae.